AUGUGUAAUCCGGAAUGCACGCUUUGGUACCCAAGUGGCCAUCGAAUCAAUGGCUAUUUGCAAACGAAGACUUUUCAGGACUGGGAUGCUUUGAGAGAUUGGACAGAGGAGCAUACUAGUAAUUAUUAUGAUCAAUAUGAUAUGGAACCAGACACCAUUGGGGACAAUCUGUGGUACAACUAUCAUGCUGGAGACGGUUUGCCAGUUGGCAGUCUGUAG
Botrytis byssoidea is the source of this 219-nucleotide messenger RNA. RefSeq lists its product as uncharacterized. Lineage: Eukaryota; Fungi; Ascomycota; Leotiomycetes; Helotiales; Sclerotiniaceae. The coding region runs from base 1 to 219 and encodes 72 amino acids. The record is from RefSeq and is a predicted model, not a curated record. The transcript has a single exon.